This is a messenger RNA of Echinostoma caproni, 1146 nucleotides long. The record is from the annotation of a GenBank genome assembly. Lineage: Eukaryota; Metazoa; Platyhelminthes; Trematoda; Plagiorchiida; Echinostomatidae.
AUGAGCGCGGAGGAUGAUGGUGGACUGGGACGAUUCGGGACAACAAACAAUUAUCUGUUUGUAUUCAUGAUUGUGGGCCUCAUAACCCUGUUUCCUUUGGUGAUAUUAACUGCUGUGAUCACUUUCAAAGCUAAUAUGCCUCGAGUAUGUCGUUUCGUUUGUCUCUGUGCCACACUGACCUUGGCAUCAGCCGUAGCAGCUAUGCUACUCCUGUAUUUCGCUCUGGGACCACUUGAUCUGAAUCUCACUCGGGGAGACCAGAUAAUGGAGGGCCAAUUGACGGACGGACGUGUGAUGGGAGCGCACCGUGUACGAGCAUGGGCCUGUGAAAGUCUGUCUAUCUAUGCGAAUCGUUUGGGUGUGGUCAUGUGGGCAAUCAGUGUCUCGCCAAAUCGGGGCCCCGCGGAGAAUCACAGUGUGACACUGCAGAACUGGUCGCUGCCAGCGCAACUACGUUUUCGUCUGAACAGAGGGGAUGAAUUUGGCAUCCGGAACCAGACAGGACCGGUCACGGUAGUGGCCCUGAAAAGUAUGGGGGAAUACGAGAAGUGGAACAAAGCCGGCGUGUACCAACCGGGCUACGAGAAGUGUUGUGCUUGGAAUGUGUUUGAACCGAACACUUCGAACCCACGAAAGCUAACCGCUGAUGCCGAUGACGUUUACUCUUUGAUCAUUCGUGAACAGUACGAGUUCCGAAGUACACGGGAUAUCGGGUCUCACAACGAAACCUUGUUCAAUGGAGCAGUUGAGUUUAAUCGAGUCAGAUGGGUUCCGACACCGUGUGAUCCUAUCAUCUGUGACGGCACCUUGCGUACUUGUCGAACUGGAAAUACACCAGAACGCUACAUAAUUGAAUAUGCUCUGCAUCCGAUGAGUGCCCCACCUUAUGAUGUAGUCGACAUUCGCAUUGUGUGUCNUCACCCAAGGCAUUGGGCCUUAGGCAUGUUGUUUAGCCUUGUGCCGUUGCUCAUCGUCUCAAUGGCACUGGCUGUUUGGCGAUAUCGCGUUAAACAGGCAAAACAAUUGCAGUACAUGAACAAUGAACUGGAACACACACCUCAACCGAUUUUUCAGAACAGUCAAUCAAAUAAAUACAAUGAAGCUUAUCACGCGCAAAAUCCGGCAUUCGAACUAGAUCUCGUCUAG